CCCACCUCUUUCUCUCACCGACACCGACACCAACACACUGGUGGCUUUCUGUGGAAUAUUUCGGUCCCAUGUCUUCUGGAAGAAAAACAUUUUCAGGAUGUCAAAGGUUGCAACCGGACCAGUGACAUACAGGAGCAUCGGAAUGAAUGGACAGAGCGACAUGGAGAGAACACUGAGAGAGAAAACUGUCAUCAUCCCUGAGGGCGAACACGACACAAUUCGAGAAGAAUUCUUCCAAAAUGUGAUACGUUACAGAGCGAAAGGAUCAAAGUUGAGGGAGGAUGUUCCCUUCAUCGUCAUAUAUCUGUCUUCAUCUCGCAUUAAAGAUGAAGAGGGGCUCAUUUUUGACAAAUUAAGAGGUUUGCUUUCGGCUAUAUUGAUCAUUGCAUCAGUUGGAAAGGCUUCUGAAGUAAGCAUCGACCUUCCAAGAGACUUGGAAUCUACCGUCAAAGACAUCUUGCGUCUUUUCAUUAAAAAUGGACAGAUUCUCAACGAUGACAUGGACAACAAAUACAUGUUUCACCGUCUGCUGUUCCACUGUUGUCAACUGGAGCGUGGUUGGAUAGAUUAUAUAAAGGAACAUUGCAUUAAAAUCGCCAUUGGUUGCGGUGUCGUGUGUUUGAUCAUUGUGACAGUGGCACUUACAGUACGCUUUGCGUAAUAAUAUGCUUGUGAACGAAAGCUCGAAGCUAUGCAGGCCUCAGCUUUGUAACAUUGGGGAUGGUGUCGGGAUUCCAACUUCCGGACAUGGCUUUCCGUGUGCCCACAUAACUAAGCACACCGAUCUGACUUCGAGGACUGGGUCAUCCGUCUCCCAGGCAACAGAUGGACAACAAACUACACCAGCGAUGUGUCAUCCGUUUUCCAGGCAGCAGAUAGCUACAACACUACGCGUAAUCUAUAUGUGACACGAAAGCUCUCAGUAAUGUAUGCUUUUCAACGGAUCGGGACAACGAAUAGAACACCAAUAUCGUGUUCACGUUGACUAUUAUGAAACAGCGGGGCCAUCGAGUAUACUCCGCUGCAUUUGAUUCGAGAAUGUCACCAUGACAUGUACAACUAUGCAUUGCAUAUUGACAAAAAGAUCAUUUGGCACCAGCUGCUUACCCGUGGUGACUGAUUCUAACAACGCUUUUCCACUCAUGUUAAUGAAACCACUUCGUAGUUUUAGCACUGGCAACAUGAAUGUUUAAUAAACAAACCAUUUACA
Molecule: messenger RNA, 1210 nt
Organism: Haliotis rubra (blacklip abalone)
Lineage: Eukaryota; Metazoa; Mollusca; Gastropoda; Lepetellida; Haliotidae
Exons: 4
Coding region: 98-661 (187 amino acids)
Source: RefSeq, a predicted model, not a curated record